Molecule: messenger RNA, 6614 nt
Organism: Siniperca chuatsi (mandarin fish)
Lineage: Eukaryota; Metazoa; Chordata; Actinopteri; Centrarchiformes; Sinipercidae
Gene: mark4a
Product: MAP/microtubule affinity-regulating kinase 4a
Exons: 18
Coding region: 609-3038 (809 amino acids)
Biological process (GO): microtubule cytoskeleton organization; intracellular signal transduction; protein phosphorylation
Cellular component (GO): cytoplasm
Molecular function (GO): tau-protein kinase activity; ATP binding; protein serine/threonine kinase activity
Source: RefSeq, a predicted model, not a curated record
UCUGUGGAUUCUUCCUGACUUGAUGGUGGUGCGCAUCUCAUCGACCGAGAAUACCGAUUUCUGAACAUCUCGGCCUUUCCCCCGCCGCACCGUGAGCCGUGUUGUCCUGCGAGCGGCUGCGAAGGGGAGCGGGUUGCAUUGGCUUGGCGGGGUUAAAGGGAACCAUUAUAUCGGUCAGUAUUAUGACAAACGGAGAUGACACACAUCCAGAAGGAGCCGUAUUUGUUUUGUAUGGCGAUAUGAGGCAGGGGGUGGAGAGUCGCCACAGAGACGCUGGGCUCCGGCCAAACAUCACCGCAUUUUAGCACUUAUUCGAUGCUCGGGCUUUACAUUGCAUUGCAUUUGCUGCAUCGUUGAUCGGCCGUAUUUUUGCAAAGUGCAUGGUGGAACAUGCAGCUAGUUUGAGGACAACCCCCCCUCCAGAUAUCCUUUGCUGCCAUGAUAGGCAGAGGUGUGCUCUCGACCGCGGCUCGGCCGGUUGGAGAGGAGGCAGACUGAUUUGGGACGGCGGGUUGCAUCUGCGGAUGUUAUUCUGUCUGUGGAGCCUGUAAAUAUCAUCGGCGCAAACACACCGUGAUUCUUACUCAGGGAAAAAGGAGAACGAAAACAUGUCUUCUCGAUCUGCAUUACCGUCUGGAAACGACAGGAGUACUGGAGACCAUCAUGUGUCGCUGGGGGCCAGCCGCUCAGACAAGGCCACCAGCCAGUCCAGCCGCUCGCUGGGCGCCCGGUGCAGGAACUCCAUCGCCUCCUGCUCCGACGAGCAGCCGCACAUCGGCAACUACCGACUGCUCAAGACCAUCGGCAAGGGAAACUUUGCCAAGGUCAAGCUGGCCCGCCACAUCCUGACUGGCAAGGAGGUUGCAAUAAAAAUAAUUGACAAAACUCAGUUGAACCCAACCAGCCUACAAAAGCUCUUUCGGGAGGUACGAAUAAUGAAAGGCUUAAAUCACCCUAACAUAGUGCAGCUGUUCGAGGUGAUUGAGACUGAUAAGACCCUUUACCUAAUCAUGGAGUACGCCAGUGGAGGUGAAGUGUUUGACUACCUCGUGUCUCAUGGGAGAAUGAAGGAGGUUGAAGCCAGAGCCAAAUUUCGACAGAUUGUUUCCGCUGUCCACUACUGCCACACGAAGAACAUUGUCCACAGAGAUUUGAAGGCGGAGAACCUUCUGCUGGAUGCCGACGCCAACAUCAAGAUCGCCGACUUCGGCUUCAGCAACGAGUUCACGCUGGGCAACAAGCUGGACACGUUCUGUGGCUCGCCGCCCUACGCUGCCCCCGAGCUUUUCCAGGGCAAGAAGUACGAUGGGCCUGAGGUGGACGUCUGGAGUCUCGGAGUCAUCCUCUACACGCUGGUCAGCGGCUCGCUGCCCUUUGAUGGGCAGAACCUAAAGGAGCUGAGGGAGCGUGUGCUGAGGGGAAAGUACCGCGUUCCCUUCUAUAUGUCCACAGACUGUGAGGGGAUCCUUCGACGAUUUCUGGUGCUCAACCCCGCCAAACGCUGCACCCUAGAGCAAGUCAUGAAGGACAAGUGGAUAAAUACAGGGUAUGAGGGGGACGACCUGAAGCCCCAUAUAGAACCUGUUGAAGACUACAGUGAUCCAGCUCGCAUAGAGGUGAUGGUCGGGUUGGGCUUCACUCCAGAGGAAAUCAAGGACUCUCUGCUCAAUCAGAAAUACAACGAGGUCACCGCCACCUACUUACUGCUGGGCCGCAAAGGCGAUGAGGGCAGUGAGGCUCGCACAGCCAGUAGCCUAUCCCUGGCGAGGGUACGACCCAGCCCCAUCACCAACGGGACCAACAAGCACUCAGCCACGGGCUCCUCUUCCUCCUCCACCUCCUCCUCUCAUAGCAAGACCCAGCGUAGUGCCUCCACCUACCACAGGCAGCGACGACACAGCGACUUCUGCGGGCCCUCCAUGCCCGUCAUGCACCCCAAACGGAGCCCGACCAGCACGGGCGACCGGGAGCUGCGGGAGGGACGCAUGCCUUCACGUAAGGCCAGUUGCAGCGUGAUGGGGAGCCACAGCCUCCCUCCCUCCAGCCCAAUGGUCAGCAGUGCCAACAAUCCAAACAAGUCUGAGAUCCCAGACCGCCGCAAAGACAUGACUGCCACCACGAAUAACAUCCCUGGAAGCGCCAUGACACGCCGGAAUACAUAUGUGUGCACAGACCGCUCGGGCGCUGACAGACACUCUCUUCUGCAGAACGGCAAAGACAACAGCUCCCUGGGCCACCGCAUGCCUGCAGCGUCUCCCUCCACGCUCAGCAUCGCUGGGGCCGGAGCUGCCUCCUCCUCUUCCUCUUCGGACCGGUGCCGCCUGACCCGAGGCUCAACAAUCCGCAGCACCUUUCACGGGGGACAGCUGAGGGACCGCGGGCCCCCGGUCUACUCAGCCCCACCCACUUCACCCACCUUGUCCCACCAUGACGCCAGCCCUCUGCCCCACGCCCGCACCAGGGCAACCUCCAACCUCUUCACUAAGCUGACCUCGAAACUCACUCGCAGGGUCAACCUUGACCCGUCCAAGCGCCAGGGCUCAAACAAAUCAGUCUCGGGUUGUACUCUUCCACAAGGAUCAAAAACAGUUAGGUCACAAAUGAAUCUGAGGGAAUCAGGAGAUUUGCGGUCGCAAGGUCAGUACACAUCAGCUGCAGUCCAGUGCUUGAACAUUUUUCUGAUUUUUCUUCCUCUCCCUAGUUGCCAUCUACCUGGGUAUCAAAAAGCGUCCGAGCCCCGGGCCGUCGGACGUGGCUGGGAUCUGAGAGGUGGUGGGCGGCGGGACCCUGCGGAGGUGGUACUGGCUCUGCGGGAGGCGGCGCUCGGAUGUGGCUGCCAGGUCCACCAUGCCGGCCCCUUUCUGCUCUCCUGCACCCAUGGCGUGGCAGGGGGUCGCGUGGCUUUCGAGGCCGAGGUCUGCCAUCUUUCCACGGGCACCUCCGAGUCUUCUAACGGGGUGCGCUACACGCGACUCUGGGGGGCGCCGCUAGCUUUUCGGGACAUUGCCACCCAAAUCUCUAAGGACCUUGAACUUUGAACGGAGGGUGUGUUUGCGUACCAGUAUGUGUUUUUGUGUGAGUGAGUAUUGAUGCGUGUGCGCAAAGGGAGGGGGGUGGAAAUAAUUGAAGAAAAAAAAAAAUAGCAGAGAAGGGGCUAGGGGCUGGACCCGAGAAAAAAAAAGACUUCUCCUUAUGUCUCUAACAUGACUACCCCCCCUGCACACACACACUCACACACAGAUACACACACACCUGACCCGUAAAUCACACGGAUUGAAGCACCCCUCCACCUAAUCACCCCACCCAGCUCAGCCAACUUCUUCACUGAGCAACUGCACCCACUGGACCUGGAUCAGAUGGAAUCUAGUUUAAUAUUUUUUAUUGCUACUCUAGCCAUAAUGACUCUUUAUUUUGUUAUUUAUUGCUCUGAUCAUUGUUUUUACCCACUGUCACUUUCACCACUACAGAAAAGCAUCUCUUGUGUAUCAGACGUCAUUGACCAGCCAGUCCUUUUUUUUAAUUUUUCUUUUAUAUGUCACCUUUACGCACAUUUAUUAUUUUCCCUUACCGAUGAUGUGAUUAUCUGCUGACUUUUCAUCACCUGGGGGACAAUAACAUGCACAAACAUGGAGAUGGUCCGACUCAGUGAUCAGAUAAGCAGCCGCAGAGGGUUGCAUUGCUUUGAUUCGUGUACAUACAGCAGUGACGACUGCACUGGAUUAAGGUCUGUGGGAGACCAGGGUUGACCGGUCUUUGAAACAGCCAAUCAGAGGCUGACCUAGAAUACAAAAAGCCAGUGACAUCUUCCACUUCAUGACAGAGUUGUCGCCUGUCAAUCACAUUAGUUUCUCUGCAUGGGACUAGCAGAAACGAAAAUUGUUGGUAGAAGCAAAGCCCUUGGUUAGCAACUUAUUUAUGCAUACAAGAAGAAGAGAACAUUUUGGUGCAGUAAUGCCGUGCUCCAUUUUAGAUUCUUGCUACACCAAAAUCAAAAUGAAAUCAAUACAGCUGAAUAGGUUAAAUAGUAGGUAAUACAACUUUCAUACCAUUGUUGUCAUUGAAAACUUUUUCUAUGCUGGCUCUCUAGAAGAAUGAAUAGCGAGGCCUGCAAAGACUACAUGCGCACAUGCUGCUCUCUGGUUGGCUGGAUUCAUUGUCUGUCAGUGCUGGUCAUCGUCAGGAAAACUUGGUCAAAGCAUUUGGAUUUUUCAACCUCCCACCCCGUUUCAUCCCUUUACCUUUCUUCAAAAGCAUUGUACUGAAGGCAUGACAGCAGAGGCACAUGCUCGAGAAUAUCUUUCUAACUCGAAACCCUUAACCGUUGAAAUCGUUCAAGGUGAUUAAAGCAAGCGUGAGGGACAAAUGUGGUUUGUCGUGCAAACCUUGCCCUUGAAAUCUGUCAGUUGUCCCACCACAGAAUAACAGAUACUGGUUUAUUUUCAGUGCAAUGCAAUUCUUUGGUUCUAUUCUGUGCCAUGUGAUCUCACCUCAGCCAUCAUCUCAGUAUGUUGAUGGGAAACACCAAAAGCAGAUCAGCCACGCAGCGAAACCUCUCAGAUUACACACUCACCUUUACACACACAGGGAAACACACACUUCCAAAUGUCCACCCUCUCCAUUUUGUGGCACAGUCUAUAAACUGGUCUGUCCAUUAUUGAUGACUGUGGGCUGUGGGGAUCAGGGGGGAGUGUUCUGAAUCUGGAAAGGCACGGUGAAGGCAGUGUGCACAGUGUUUUCUUUUUGUUAGUCCAGUUGCCUUUAAAGUGAACAACCCCCAGCGCCUUCAUACAGUACAUAUUUGAUGUAUAAAAAAAAAGAGAGAGACAGAAAAAACUGAGAAAGCUUUCUAUUCUCCCUCCCUGUUUUUAGUGAAUAACGUACUGUGAUAUUUAUGUAGGCUACAGAGAUCAUGUUGUUUGGCUGCUGAUUUACUGUUAAUACUAUCUCUCAGUUGUGGCUUUGCUCAUGGUGACCCAAAACACCCCGCUACCCCACCUCCAUUUCCUUUCCCACCCAUCAUAAACUCCCCAACUCCCUACAUUUAACAGGGACGCCCACCUUAGCUGUCCACCACCUUUGUAUGUACCACCGACUUUUUUCUAUCGUCACAAUGAGCGUUUGGCUUUCCUCGGCUCUUCGUUUGAGACCCUGUUUUCUCACCGGGAAACACUCAGCCAUCAUCCACACUCUCACAUUGUAGACCCAUGUAUGACAUCUUCUCAGUCCUGUUUGGUGUGUGCUGUUUCAUGGAGCCCAACAGGGGAGACUGGUGUUGACCUGUCCUCCUCCUCAGGGUGAUAAGCAGACACCAAUAUGGAUGCCAGGAGUCUGUCCUUGACCUCUCCCUGGACGUUUCUCAUUGUGGUGUAUAUUAGCAUUAGGUAAUAUAGACCUCAAUGCACUUUGCUUUGACUUGAAUCAGCUCCUUCCAGUGUACCUGUAUAGGUAAUACCCAGAACUAGCCACUGGAGGGCGCCAAUGUCUUAAAUGUGAAACACUUCAAUUUGUGGAUAUUUGCACAGGUACUUUAUUUAUUUUUUAGAAUAAUAUCAUUUAAAAAAACAGGAUUUAUAUCAGUCAGUUGAUGGCUGUAUAUAAAAUAUAUGAAUAUAGUAUAUAUCUUAGAGCUCAAGGUUUAUUUAUAGCUAGAGCAAGGGAAGUAAUUCUAGUUUAAAGCAGAUUCUGUCAGUGACAAUGGGGAACAAAACCAACCUGCAAUCCUGCAUGACUUCAGAGUUUGGGUUUUAGGGGAAAAAAUGAAACAUGAUGCACACCUAGGAUUGGAAGCUUUGUGAAAUGCAGACGCGAUCGUUUUUAGACAUGAAUUGAUACAAAGAAAUGGUGCUAAAAGUAGCACCAGGUCCUUCCCCCUUUCACAAAAACAAACAGGAAGGCUUGGGUGAAAUACAGUGACUUCACUCCACCUUGUUUGCUAGCGGAUAGGUUCAGUGCACUCAAGAGGGCCUCUGAGUUCUUAGAAGGAUUUAGAUAUGCCAUGAAAUGUACCACACGGUACAGUGUGUGAGAAAAAUGUUCAGUUUUAGAUCCAACAAGGACACUUGCAUUGGGAAUAAAUUGUGCAGUUUGGUUCUAUUUUAGCUUGAAUUUACAACAAUCCCAAUAAGUCCCUGACAUGUUGAAAGCCCUGGGUUGCAUUCAAGCCAUAGAAACGUAAUGUCACUGUCUUCUUAUAGCAAAUAUGAAUCAGGUUGUUUGCGAAGAAUUUCAUUGGAAAUUAUUGAAGUGAAAUGGGCUAAAAAGCAAAUAACUUUGUGUAAAACAACUCACUCUUAGUAUAAGAUAGAUGAACAGUGUCUUAAGGUGGAAUCUACUGUGAAAAAUUCUUAAAGAGGUUUGUUGACCUGAGUGUUGAGUAAACGCGUGUAUACCUGCUCAGAGACCGUGUGUCGCUGGUCUGGUUUAGAUGGUGGAUGGUACAGUAUUAGGACCCCAGGGGGCUCAGUAUUUAACAUGUACUGUCAUUUCAAAACUGAUUUUGGAAACAGUUGAUGUUAUAUGCAAAAGAGACUGUAAACUGUAAACUGAGAUCGAGUGGUUGUGGUAUAUAAGGAGAACAUGGAGCUGAAGAUGAAUAAAAAUCACUGAUGUUGGCA